CAUUGGCUCGCGGAGGGAUUUGCAAAGCCAAUCGAUGGCUACGGACGCGCGACCAGCGCGAAUCGCACAAGUUGGAAGACGAGCGACGAGCGAGACGCAGCGGCGAGGCGAGCGCCAGGCCGGACGUUCGACGGCAACUCUUGAGGUGUGUUGGUGGUAUUUUCAAAGCAGGAGAAACAAAAAACAAGAAAAAAAGAAACAGCGGUGCUGAAAGCGGCUCAUGAUGAAGAAAAGUCGCAGUGUUCAAGGAGUCACUUCGGGAGAUGAGGAGAAGGAUCCUUCUGCGUGGCAAUUUCCCUCGGGCGGCCCCCUCGCAGUAGAGGUGUGCAAAGUCCAUCGGCGCUUUUCUGGCAACCUGCAGCUGCCUCCGUUGUCAUGGCGACAGGCCGAGCAGGACAGGGAAAGGGGAAGUUUGCCAUCCCCGCGGGAAGACCCGGUGACUCACGCCAGGCCGACAAGUCUACCUAUUGCUUCUCUCCCCCGGAUUGACAUCACAAAGGCGGACCCCAACAGCUUGGAGGGAGAGAAUGGCCCGUCGUUGCGCUGUAGUCCUUCGGAUCCACAAGCGUCCCCGGGUUCGGGCUUGGCUCUUCAUCCCAAUCUGGCCAGCCAAGGCCAGCGUCGAGAGUCCUUCCUCUACCGCUCCGACAGCGACUACGAAUUGUCCCCCAAGUCGCUUUCUCGGAACUCUUCCAUCGUUGGAGAACUCCACGGGGAGGACUUGAUUGUGACUCCUUUUGCUCAGGUUCUGGCAAGCCUUCGGACUGUCAGGAACAACUUCACCACAUUGACAAAUGUGCAAUGUGCAUCUAAUAAGAGGUCUCCUGCUGCAAAUCAGCCUUCUGUCACUAAAGUCUGUUUGUCAGAUGAGUCUUACCAGAAGCUUGCUAUGGAGACCAUGGAGGAGCUGGACUGGUGUCUGGACCAGUUGGAGACCAUCCAGACCUACCGCUCUGUCAGUGACAUGGCAUCUAACAAGUUCAAAAGGAUGCUGAACCGGGAGCUGAGCCACCUGUCCGAGAUGAGUCGCUCAGGCAACCAAGUGUCAGAGUUCAUCUCCAAUACCUUCCUAGACAAACAGAAUGAGCUGGAGCUUCCGUGUCCCGUUCCCAAGUCGAGGGAAAGGAAGCGGCGGCAAGGCCGGCAGCAGCAGCAGCAGCAGCAGCAGCAGCAGCAGCAAGGUGGGAUGACCACGCCGAUUGGCGGGCGGAGAAAGGUCAGCUACACGCCCUGCAUCUCUGGAGGCACCAACAAUCGCUUUGGGGUCAAGACUGAUCAGGAAGAACUACUGUCAAAGGACCUGGAGGGCAUCAACAAAUGGGGACUGAAUAUCUUCAGGGUGGCAGAGCACUCUCACAACCGGCCGCUCACGUGCAUCAUGUACGCCAUCUUUCAGGAGCGAGACCUGCUGAGGACGUUCAAGAUUCCAAGUGAUACUUUUGUGACGUUCAUGCUCACCCUGGAGGGCCGCUACCACUCUGACGUGGCCUACCACAACAGCCUGCACGCGGCCGACGUCGCCCAGUCCACUCAUAUCCUGCUGUCCACUCCAGCGCUGGACGCUGUCUUCACUGAUCUGGAGAUCCUGGCAGCUAUUUUUGCAGCUGCGAUUCAUGACGUGGAUCACCCAGGAGUUUCCAAUCAAUUCCUAAUCAACACAAACUCCGAACUGGCUCUGAUGUACAACGACGAGUCCGUGCUGGAGAACCACCACCUGGCGGUGGGCUUCAAACUGCUGCAGCAAGACAAUUGCGACAUCUUCCAAAACCUCAGCAAGAAACAGAGGCAGACACUGAGGAGGAUGGUCAUAGACAUGGUUUUGGCAACUGACAUGUCGAAACACAUGAGCCUGCUGGCGGACCUGAAGACCAUGGUGGAGACCAAGAAGGUGACCAGCUCGGGGGUCCUUCUGUUGGACAACUACACAGACAGGAUGCAGGUUCUCCGUAACAUGGUCCACUGUGCGGAUCUGAGCAACCCCACCAAGCCUCUGGAUCUGUACCGGCAGUGGACGGACAGGAUCAUGGACGAGUUCUUCCAGCAGGGAGACCGAGAGCGGGAGCGGGGUAUGGAGAUCAGCCCCAUGUGCGACAAACACACGGCUUCGGUGGAGCGGACGCAGGUGGGCUUCAUCGACUACAUCGUGCAUCCUCUGUGGGAGACGUGGGCCGACCUGGUCCACCCGGAUGCCCAGGACAUCCUGGAUAUGCUGGAGGACAAUAGGAACUGGUACCAGAGCAUCAUUCCCCAGAGUCCUUCCCCUCCAUUUUACUCUGGUGAAGGGGGCGGGGGACCUCACGUGGAGGCGGAGGGCGCUCCUGUUGCCGGCAAAUUUCAGUUUGAGCUGACGCUGGAUGAGGCGGAAAGCGAGAACCCGUCUCCGUCCGAUGGCGUCCGACUCCGAGGUCGUUCCUCCGAUCGAGACGGUUCUCCGGCCGAGACAUAGCCGGUCGGUCGGUCGGAAGGGCGCGGCGCGGCGCCUUUUUGGCAUUCGUUGAAUUGCAGUAGAGCGAUCCUGCAAUGUGCGGCUCUUUGAAGCUCCCUUACUGAAUGUGGAGCACCCCUGCCGAUGAGGCUCGGAACCCCUGCGGAAGUUUAGGCGGGGGGGGGGGGGGGCUUCUGCUGAACUUCAGAAGCUUGGGAAUGCGCCGGCUGUCACGGACAAAGAAGGGGAAGUGGACAAUAUUCAUUUGUGUACUCGGACAAGUCAAACAUUCCCAACUUGCACUUCUUCAGGACAGGACAAUUUCUUUGAAAAAAACAACAACAACUUUGUGUUGUGUUCGGAUUAAGUGUCCAAUCGAGACUACUGCUCAGCAAGUUAUUUGUAACCAAGCCCUUUCUUUUUUUUUAACACGUCUUAAAAAUGAGUGGGUGCCUUUUUUUCCAUUAUUGUUUUUUUAUUUGUAUUUGUAUUUGAUUUUUUUUUUUUUUACAACCAUAUCCUUUUGUAAAUGUUUUUCUAAUUUAUUGAACACACUGUAGAAUGCGUCCCGUGUUCUACGGAGAGGAUAUUUGUCUGCCUCACACGGUCUUCCUGAUAUCGGUCCUGGCAAGUGUCAGCCGGUUCUCACUCAAGCGUUCGGCGGCCGCGUCUCAAAACCAAAAAUCACUUUGACUUCCCGGCACACUUUGCACUUUGUGGCCCAAAGUAUCAGAGAUUCAACAUGUGAAACCAAAAUAAUCAUUUGUAUGUGUAUUUUACUCAUUUUUCCAAUCCAAAGAGAUUGUAAUGAGAGCACUUUGAUGGGUUCACGUAAGGAGGAGGAUGACAUCAGGCAAACAAAAGCCAACAAUAAGUGGAAGAUUCUUGCAUGAAAUCCCCCAACUUUGCUGAACCGUUUAUGUCAGCUCUGAAAUGUCUUUUCCCCUUCCACGAGGUCAGCGCACACCUGUUGGAGUUAGCACCCUCCAGUCCUGGGAAUUCACUUCACACACUGACUCAUUCUCAACUUGAAACGACCGUAGACACGCGUGUGCACAUUUAACAGCAUGUCAGUGAUUUAAUAAAUGUCUCUCGUAGUUUUUAUUGCGGCACUUUGUCGACAGUUCUGCAGCUGGUUGCUGAUCUGUCGACACUACCUUCAAGGUACCACGUUGUUAAGUGCAACCUUCAGUUCAAGGAGCAGUUAGCGAUCAUGUCGUCAUGAUGUGAGUCGCUUUCUCCUGUGUGUGUGUGUGUGUGUGUGUGUGUGUGUGUGUGUGUGUGUGUGUGUGUGUAAAAUGAUCACAGAAUUGCACAGAAUCUUGUUGCGUCCGGCCGCGUAGUGCUGACCCUUCAGAUGUUUGUAACAGUGUAUUUAUUAUCUUUUCCUUGUACAGUAUCCUUCCGAAUCGUCACUGUAUAUUUGUUAUUUAUAUGCACUACCACAUGUCAAAGUCAGUUUUGACCCAACUCGUCUGGUGGAUCUGUUGAAUUGCGCUCAGAUAUUGUGUUGGAAGACCAUGACGUGAUGUCACGCAGUUCCAAUUGGACCUGUUCGAGAAGUACUGUACUUUUUGGCUUGGCGUGAGAGAUGUUUGGACCCGCCUCCUUUGGGGUGCAGAAUAUGUUUCGCUCAAAUGGAAGCGCUUGACUUCAGGAUCACGUGUACGGUGACGGGGUCAUUGUACAGCUCGGAAUAUUUGUUGAAUUGACCAUCAAAUGUAUUUUUCCAGUGUUUUUCUUCACAGUAAUGAUGGUUAAAAUGGUAUCUGUUGUGUUCAACAAAUGUUUUCUAUCAGAUUAUUAAAAUGGGCAUGUAUUACAUUUA
Messenger RNA from Phyllopteryx taeniolatus (common seadragon), 4253 nucleotides. Its product is annotated as cAMP-specific 3',5'-cyclic phosphodiesterase 4B-like. The coding region runs from base 221 to 2446 and encodes 741 amino acids. NCBI's taxonomy places the organism in Eukaryota, Metazoa, Chordata, Actinopteri, Syngnathiformes, Syngnathidae. The record is from RefSeq and is a predicted model, not a curated record. Gene Ontology annotation, biological process: signal transduction. The transcript has 17 exons. Gene Ontology annotation, cellular component: cytosol; nucleus; perinuclear region of cytoplasm. Gene Ontology annotation, molecular function: 3',5'-cyclic-AMP phosphodiesterase activity; transmembrane transporter binding.